Molecule: messenger RNA, 1562 nt
Organism: Sycon ciliatum
Lineage: Eukaryota; Metazoa; Porifera; Calcarea; Leucosolenida; Sycettidae
Exons: 2
Coding region: 31-1311 (426 amino acids)
Molecular function (GO): glycosyltransferase activity
Source: RefSeq, a predicted model, not a curated record
ACAUUGGUGCAUGGCGUCGACGAGAACAGAAUGCCGAAAUGUUUUUUGAUCGCCAUUCCGGUUCACCGCGCGCGCGCUGCCAUAGGAGCCAUGACUAACUCUGCCGGUACUAGUACGAGUCGAUAUUUCUUCUGGUUUGGAAUCGCGAUGUGUCUGCUCCUUGCAGCAUUCACUUGGCAGCGUAAUCCGACGAAGCUGAGGAGUGUCUUUCAACGUCACCAGGAUAGGAAGACAGGCUCGCAUUCGCCGCUGACCUCUGCAGGAGAUACCCAUGCCACAGUGACACUGCCCACAGCAUGUGCGCCUGCGGGCAAUAUAUCUUCUCCAUCGCCCGUUCGAGAUGGAAUAGGCGUACCUAGUAUAACGGAGCGCACAGCUUUCGGAAACUAUUCCCAAAGUCUCAGUGGAGUGAAUGGCUCUGAUAAGCUGCUAAAGUACACGUGCAGAUUCACGGAGGAUCACUCAUGGCCCCAUACACCUGGCAACCCUGGCGAGCUGGCUAUAGUAAGUCUUCUAUCUGCAUCCGUACCAUCACUGCUUCUAGAUUAUAUUCUAGGACUGGAAGUUUUGGGAACGUCACUGGACAGGUUUGCUCCAAAGAGCGUGCCGCGUGUACUCAUGGUGUUGGAAGGUACAGACUGUGACGAGCUUUGCAUGCGACGACUUCAUGAUACUGGCUGGCGUAUCUGCCACGCGCCACCUAUUAAGCCGCCGCGUCCGUCCGAUUUUGCUCGCUUCAAGGAUCAGUUUGUCAAGCUUCUUAUGUGGAACAUGGUGCAGUACAAACGUGUCGUUUACAUGGAUGCCGACACUCUAGCUGUGGGAAGACUGGAGCGGCUGCUCGCCACACCGGUUAGUAUGGCUUCGAAUAAACCACUUGCUGUAGCACAGGAUAUAUUCAACGGCAAGUGGGUGGAUGGAUUCAAUAUGGGUGUUGCUGUAAUACCGACUAAUCGAACAGAGUUUGUCCGUCUGUUCAACUUGCUGGAAAGUGACAGUGUUGAGUAUGAAUCCACAAUGUCUGAGCAAGGAUUUCUGUCCGUAAUUUACAAGAAUGUGUGGACAAAGCUGGCUUUUGAGGAUAAUGCAAACUUGGCAGCUUGGUUAUGGGACAAGUCCCUGUGGCAGAGUAAGAAAUCUGAUAUACGUCUUGUCCACUUCACCAUGGAGAAGGGAUGGAAAAUCGAUUCCAAGUCGAAGUAUGCUGAGAUUGGCCGCCUUUGGAAAGAAACGAGAGAUGUGCUCUGUGCACGACGCUUGAAAUCAGCCGAUGCAUGUGACCUAGCAAGAGCAACUGGCUGUUUGAGUUGAGGGGAAUUAUUAUUAUUUUACUAGGACAAUCCUGACCGAUUAUAGGAAUUUGUGCUGAUCGAUCUGUUGAGCUGCCAUAGACCAUUGAUUUAUUGUUGCAUUGUGAUGAUUAUGCCGCUGUAUACAGUGCAUGUCACCAAAAUUGCAUACUCUUGUUUAUGGACUCUUGAUGUCACCUAUAGCAUUACUAAGUCUUGUAUAUUUAUUCCCGUAGCUAUGCAAAAGACGUUACUUAAGUAACACAGCUUUAA